This is a messenger RNA of Fomitopsis serialis, 1704 nucleotides long. RefSeq lists its product as uncharacterized. Bases 1 to 1704 code for a protein of 567 amino acids. NCBI's taxonomy places the organism in Eukaryota, Fungi, Basidiomycota, Agaricomycetes, Polyporales, Fomitopsidaceae. The record is from RefSeq and is a predicted model, not a curated record. The transcript has 2 exons.
AUGGUCUCCGUGCCGUCGCCCAGCUACCUCCCGCCGCUGGCCUUCGAGCCAUUCGCACUCAGCGAGCCCCACUCACUAACCUUGACAGCCCCUCCCACCCCGCCACCCACCACGUCUACCCACCCGCCGCCGCCCACCGCCUAUUCCCACCACCCGUCGACGCGCAUACGAGGCCCGCGCGUCCGGCCGCAGCUUCGCCUCGUCAACGGCAGAAACCCACAAGCACCUGCACGCGGGAGCGCCUCCGACGCGGAUGUCGAUGCUCCAGGAGGAUCGCUCCGUCUUGCGUUUGGCCGGGAGUCGACCAGUGCCCGUACCUCACGGAACGCUAUCCUAGCGAAGACCCGGCCUCCCCAGGCGUACGAGGGCCUGGAGAGAUUCGCAAGCGACGCAGGUGCGCGGAUGGUGCGUCGGCCUGCAGUGCGCCCUGGCACCGCACCCGAUCUCGGCCCCGCGCGCAGCAGGCACGGCGAGUCCUGGUCCGCGAACGCAGGCCGCGAUGUCGGCCGCGCAGCACCGGCGACGCCGCUGGGCGCUGGCAGUGCCGCUGGCGGACCGCAGGCGUCCCACCGCAUUCUAAUGGCGACAGAUCCUCGGUUGGCAGCUGUCCAGUUCGAGAUCCAGAAACCGCAGACAGCGCCGCCUGCUAUGGAAGACCCUGGGCUCGAUGGAGGUGCUGCCGGCAUUGAUCUUUCGCACGACGACCCGUUCAAGUUCAAGGUGACGGGCGACGACCUGCCGUACCCGUCGCCGUCGCACCUCACCCCGCCGGUUGCGUACGACGAUCAGAAUCAGAUGAGUCGCCCGGAUAGCCUUGCUUCGUCGCGCCCUGCCUCUGCGUUGCCCGGCGCCACUAUCGACGCGCUCGAAGACCUCGCAGCUGGGCUGCGGCACAUGAACCCACAUAACCCUCCUCAAGAGGUCGUUGCGCGUUCUCGUCGCCCCAUCGGACCACGACCGCGCUCGCCACCGAGCGCCGCCUCCUCCCACUUCCCGAGGUCUGGUCUCGGCUCGGCUUACUCUUCGACGGAGAUGCUGGACAUCGUUGACGAGGCGGGUCUGUCGGAGAAUGGUGGUGUCAGGCCCAGCUCGCCACGGCCCAUUCGUGAGGACGUUGAAUGGGUUGCGGACUACGGCCUGUGGUGCAGCUCGUCGAAGGGGAAGUGGAAGGUUCCGUGGGUGGAGAAUGACGCAGACGAGACCGUGAGUGCGCCAGAGCCUGCUGUGCUGCUGCUUCGCUCACUAUCCCUUCCAUCCUUCCCCUUCCUCAAUCAGCAUGCAUCUCAUGCCGCCCAGGCUACCGAAGCAGACUCCGAGCCGUACUUCACGUACGAUCCUCAGAACGCUCCCGAGUUCCUAGUGGGUAAGUCCAGCUCGCUCACAGUGACCGCCGCGCCCGGCUUCCACAGCCGGCGCCUGCCCCGUCUCCGCACCGCGCGCAGGCAGCAUGGCCGCAAUAACCGUCCACCAGGCCUCGUCCUCGCGUCCGGCUCUCAACCGGAUCCGCCAACCCCUGACGAUUCCAACCCUCCCCCACCGUCGCACCGUGCCCCUCCACACAGCGCCCCGGCCACCCAUUCACAUUUCAACACGAAGCCGCACAAGCAGCCUGAUCUCCGCGGCCUCGAACUGCUCAUCGGACCCCUCGAACCGCGAAGCAAGCCGCCGCCGAAGCCGAAGACCCUGUAUCAUCGCCGCCGGUGA